Molecule: messenger RNA, 2121 nt
Organism: Closterium sp. NIES-67
Lineage: Eukaryota; Viridiplantae; Streptophyta; Zygnematophyceae; Desmidiales; Closteriaceae
Source: the annotation of a GenBank genome assembly
CCGUCUCUGUUGGAUGGACGCUACUGCUUAGUUGCCAAGACGCCGCCACCAGCGCUGCUUUCUAUCCGGCACUGCGGUCUCCUCAAGUGGUCUCGUUCAACGUCCUGAUCCGAUGUGGCGCCCUUUGAUUCGCGCCGCCAGGCUUCGCCCUUCCGCGGCGCGAGCCGACGGUCGAGUGAACGACGGCCGGCUAGCAUCCCUGACAGGCAGUUUCCUCCUCCUGGACGCCGAGAAGCUAACGGACAGCCGUCAUUGUUGCAAUUCGCCAUUGCUUUCGCAGCAGCACGACUCACGCGGCGACGUUGUUGGACGAUCGUUGAAUGGGGAGAGACCUAUACCUCGGGAAGAUCUUAAGGUUCUAGAUCCAACUUUAAAGACCUAUGGCCAGCCGAAUCCAGUGUCUCCUACCCUCUUCGAGUCCCGAUCGCUCAGACAUCAGUUUUUUCGCACAUCAGCGGCUCUUGGGUGCUCGCAGGGGCACGUGGCAGUCGCGGAUUGGUCGAGGCGAUUCAGUACCGACGCACAGAAGUCGAGCUCUAAGCCGGGCCGGGGAGCCAAGGGAUCGGCGCGGGCGGGGGAGAAGGAAGCGGAAAAAACAGGAGACGCGGGGGAGGCGGGGGAGGCGGGGGAAAAUGACGUCAUUCUGACGUCAGCUCACCCUAAAGACCUCUUGGGGCUUCAAGAUAAUACGCUGUUCGAGCUGAGUGAGGAGCAUCUGCAGCAGUUUUUACCCGAGGGUCUCCCUCCUUCAGUGGAAAAAGAAUUUGAAGCCUCCAAAUCCCGAGCCAUCCUUCUCCGGGCAGCCACGAAAGAUUUCAUCCACAAGCUUCAAGCUGCCCGAGACCACCAGUCCAGCUCCUCAGACUCCAGCAAUCUAGUGGAACCUUCCGGCAGUCCAGAAGGGCAGGUUAAAAGCUCCUCCCCAGGCUCUUUUCUGAUCCGAGGCCUUCCGGGCAGCGGAAAAACUUGUCUGUUGCUGACCGCUGUGCUCUGGGCCCGUGCAAACGGGUGGCUGGUGUUUUAUCUGCCCAAGGCGAGAGAAUGGACGAAUGGGGGGCUGUAUUACAAGCACCCUGAGAGUGGGGGUGAGGUGGUGGGGGUGCAGGAGGGAGGGGAGAUGGAGGGUGGAGGGGGAGUGGGGUCUGGAGGGAGAAGGAAGGCUGUUUGGGAUACGCCGAUUCAAGCACAGGCAUCACUCAAGGCAUUCCUUGCUGCCCACCAGGACAUUUUAUCCUCUCUGCCCGUUCAGCUGCCCGAGCCUAUCACUCUGGGAGAGGGUCCAGGCACAGGCUUGGCCCGGGGCAGCCAGGUCGUGUCGCCGGGUUCUGAUUGGUCGCUGGGAGAUCUCGUGAAAUAUGGAGCGGACCACUCGCAUGCUGCCACGAGUGUUGUGGUCCGGUUGAGAGAGGAACUUGACAGAGUGUCCUCAGUUCCUACUAUGAUUGCUAUCGAUGAGUUCAACGCAUGGUUCACAUUCGCGGGGUUCUUUGAGUCAACCGGAGAUAGAAGCCGAAGACAGAUUCAUGGGGGAGAGAUGAGGAUGGUGCAAGCGUUCCGCUCAUUGUCACCCGCCACACCCGCCUCACCCGCCUCGUCCUCUCCACCCAUCGUUGCCGCGGCGUUCUCUGAGUCAAUAGCCGUGGGCCGGCUGCCCCCAGUGCUGCCAGGGGUGCCCAAGGGUGUGCGGCUCAACGUGCCGCGAUUCACUGUGGACGAGACACUCGCGCUGCUACAGUACUAUCAAAAGAGCUGCAAGAUGGGCCGUGUGGCUGAUAGCGAGGAGGCCACUAUCGAGGCUGCAGUGCGUGCGUACAUGGUCACAGGGGGAAAUGCUGCGCAACUUAGAAACGUGGCCCAUUUUCUGUGAUGGGCUACAUUGAAAACCACAGUAUCUCUAUGGGGACCCUUUAUCAUGGUUGCUUGGAUCAUAUGGGAAGAUGCCUUGCCGAAUAGAUAACAUGGCUAAGAACGACGGACGACUUCCAUAACUAGCAACCCAAUUUUGAAAAAGGGGACUGGACUGGAAGCUUGGUGUAGCAGCUACACAUGCCACUGUCCAAUCUAGUUUGUCGUGCACAAAGGAAUGUUUGGAGCAAGCAUGGCCAUAGUGAUCUCAACGAG